AUGCUCGGUCUUAGGCGGAAGUGCUCGGCUACCCGGACCCGUUGCAGGGCUGCGGUUGAAACCGUCGGUCCGUAUCGCGGCUCUGCAGCUGUUUUUCGGUCCGGUUCGAAGAGCUCAGACAUGGACCUUUAGCGUCCGCCGUGUCUGCGUCGUUGCAGAGUUCGUCCGUGUGCCCGGAAGAGUGCUCCAUAGCCGGCAGAGAAUGAUGCGUUUCAUGCUGCUGUUCAGCCGGCAGGGCAAGCUGCGGCUGCAGAAGUGGUACACUGCCACCGCCGAGCGGGACAAGAAGAAGAUGGUGCGCGAGCUCAUGCAGAUCGUGCUGGCGCGCAAACCAAAGAUGUGCAGUUUCCUGGAGUGGAAGGACCUCAAGAUUGUCUACAAAAGGUACGCCAGCCUGUAUUUCUGCUGUGCAAUAGAGGAGCAGGACAACGAGCUGAUCACCCUGGAGGUCAUCCACCGCUUCGUGGAGCUCCUGGAUAAAUACUUCGGCAGCGUGUGUGAGCUGGACAUCAUCUUUAACUUUGAGAAGGCCUACUUCAUCCUGGAUGAGUUCCUGAUGGGAGGGGAGAUCCAGGACACGUCGAAGAAGAGCGUCCUCAAAGCCAUUGAGCAAGCGGACCUGCUGCAGGAGGAGGACGAAUCCCCUCGCAGCGUUCUGGAGGAGAUGGGCUUGGCGUAGUACACAACAGAGCUGUUGCCACAGCAACGAGGCGGAGGGCAGAGUGCCUGGAACUGAGCAUGCUCGGACUUGUGCCGCUGGCUCUGGGCUCUGCUGCCCCACCUUUUGUCGUGGGGAAGAUGCUCAGGCAGCAGAUCCGCAGCCUUUUGUCGUGUUUGUGAGUGAGUGUGAGCCCAGCGUGGGGCUGUGGUUGUGUGUGGUUGUCACGGGGGGGGGGGAGUCCAGCUGAAGUCUCAGGUGUGAAGAAUGUCCACCAGAGCAGGCCUCACCGCAUCGGCUCUCCUUCACGUUUAGACUCUGGUCCUCAGUGAAGGACUGCAGCAACAUUCCUGUCGACGUUCCCCUCUGGUCCCGUCAGACUACUGAUGCCGGUCCAGCUGCUUCCCCGCUCUGUGUCGCCCCAGAAAUGAAGAGCACCGCGGUCAACUACUGCCCCCUUCAGGCCUUACCAAGCACCCGCUUCUCACCCCAGCAGACGCGAUGAUUUAACCUGAUCUUCACGAAGAAACACACACAUUUAAGCCGUAAGAAAUGAUCAUCAAAAAUAUCCUACGAAGAAUGAUGGGGUGGAGGAAACGGCUGUGGAAGCUCGGAUGAGGGGACAUAAAUAAACACUCGUGGAGUGUCCUGAUCCACUGCAGCUUUGUGCCACUUUUGCUUUUAUUAAACCUUUUCCACAAAGCAAACAGAAUUAGUCUUCAUCAACAGUUUUCUGGACUUUUAAAAGCGUUUUUAAAGGUUUUAUUUUUUAUUUUCUAAUUUCUUCCAGAUAAAUCUGUGAUUAAACCACCAAGCAAUGCAUUGAUUAUUUACAUCAAGAGAAGCUGCCUUAAAUCUGGACGGUGAACCACAGCUCUUCUUGAUGGACUUCCUCUUCAUCUUUCACAGCAGAAAAACAUCAGCCGUUUGAGUUAACAGUUAGAAACGUCUUGCAGACUUUAAAAGCUGACGCGGUCGUCGGAUCGCAUUUAAAAGUCAUACGUGACGAUAAAGGAACGCAGAAGUCCGCUGGCUCCUCAAAGCUGCAGCGACUGAUUCAAAAUGACUGUUUGUUUGUUUUAGGAAUGAUCCAACAGAAGGAUCUGGAUGUGAGUGACUGUUAUCGAUCUCUCAGCGGCUGAAUGUGAUUAUGAAUUCAUUAAAAAACCUCUGAUGCUUCCUCUGUUACAUACAUCCAGCACACUCCCCCCUACAUCUCCUCUUCCUCUCUGGCAGAAGCUCAUUCUUCAUCCUUGGGGAGCAGAAAACCCUGUCUGACGUCUCCCUACGGGAUGCGCAGAUGCUGGUGGAGCAUCAGGCAGGCUGGGGACACGCUGCUCAGCAGAGGCUCUGCCCCCUAACAGAAUGAAGUGAGGGCGUGUGCAUGGGGGUGUGUGUGCGUGUGCGCGUCUUUCAGCUUGUGUUGCUUUCAGGAAUGUAUGUACAUAUUUUCUAAUCUGUCUUUCAAAGUGAGAACUCUUGUUUGUAUGGAGAGCUGGUGACAAUAAAGCUGUUUUUGAUUGUGA
Molecule: messenger RNA, 2184 nt
Organism: Oryzias latipes (Japanese medaka)
Lineage: Eukaryota; Metazoa; Chordata; Actinopteri; Beloniformes; Adrianichthyidae
Gene: ap1s1
Product: adaptor related protein complex 1 subunit sigma 1
Biological process (GO): vesicle-mediated transport; intracellular protein transport
Cellular component (GO): AP-1 adaptor complex; membrane coat
Molecular function (GO): clathrin-cargo adaptor activity
Source: RefSeq, a predicted model, not a curated record